CAAGUGUCUUCACAGAACACGUCGUGAAACGUAUUCGCAAAUGAUAAUUCUAAUGUCAUACUGGCUUAGGAAAAGCACGCGGGGACAUAGAGGUACGCGAGCAGCUGAGCACCAUUCAUUUUUGUUACAUGCAAUACGUAUAAUUUGUGAUAUAUAUGAGAAAAUAUAGAAGAAUCUAAGAUAAGUCAAAGUUAUAAAAAUUAUCCAAUGCAUGUAGAAAGUUACAUUAAAGGCCGCGAGCUUAUUUUUUGUAUAUUAAAGUGUUAAUACGAGGUGAAAAAUUAUUGAAAUUACUAGACGCCUUAUUACUUCAAGCCAGGCAAUUUUUAAGUGAAAUAACGCAAAUGUGUUUGCUUGGAAUUAAGAGGAACGAAAUAUUGACACUCUUAAUAAUCAUGAUUCUACACUCAGCAGGAGCGGAGUCAAUACCUUCGUUAAAUACCACUUGGAAUAGUACAACGUGUCCUAUACCACUGAAAGAUUUAGAUUUUAUCUAUAAUGCAACGCAAUCUGAUCCUGAAAUUAUUUGGCCAUGUGAAGUUCGCAUUUAUUGGCUUAACUUACGACCUUUUGUUAAAGUCGUGAGAUUCCUGCUAACCUAUGUGACAGGAUUUAUUAUAAUUCUCGGAGUGACGUUAAACACGAUAUCGUUUGGAAUGCUUAGCACAUCUAUGCUAAAUGACUCGAAUCUAUCUCUGUAUCUAAGGGCUUUAGCUAUUUCUGAUAAUGGAGCAUUGGUAUUCAAUUAUGCUGUAGGAAUAGCAAAGUCGCGGUUUCCGUACAUAAACGAUUUGUUUAUGAAAAGCAAGUUUCUUUGCCAACUAAACUCUGUAACUAUGGAGCUCUUCCAAUUCACAUCGACCUGGCUGGUUGUUUCUUUAACUUGGACUCGGGUGUGUGUUGUUAUCUUUCCAUUUCAGACUCGAAGUACAUGUCAGAGUCGUUCAGCAAUUAUAAUUAUGGCUACUCUGAUAUGUGUGUCAUUCACAAUAUCGCUUACUAAAUUAUAUUCAGGAGGUUACGAGAUAGACAGUGUAUUUGAGUUUGUCCCAUGUCAGAAGAAAUUGAAUCCUUGGGGCAGUACCAUGCACUUGUAUGUAGCCCUAUCUACGUGGCUACCUCUACUCUUCAUAUCAAUUGGGAAUGUAUUGUUGAUUAUACAAAUGAGAAAGUUUGAUAAAAUUCGCGUUCAACUAACAGGGAGUGAAGCUAAUCUUACUCACCGAUCAAGUACGACGUUAUUGGCUGUUUCAAUUGUGUAUUUGGUUUUACUAUUGCCAAUUGGAAUAGUUGAAACUUUGGAAUUAUAUUGGGAUGUUGUCUUGAUAAAGUAUCCUUCCAUUGGUAAAGAGGCAAACGAGCAAUACGUUAACUGGCUGGAGGAAAAGAUGCUAUUGAAGUGGUGUAGAGGUUUGGUAUUCCAUAUUUACCACUGGAAUUUUGCCAUAAACUUUUUUCUUUACUACCUCACAGGUAAAAAAUUUAGGGAUAGCGUGACAUGCACGUUUAAAAAUUACAGAAAGUUUCUUUGUUUGAAGCGCUUUCCUAAUUGGAUUUCAAUGUGGUCUAAGCAAAAGAACUUUUCCUUAUUUACUAUACCUUCCACUAUAUCGUUAAUAAAAGUUAUUAAAAUUAGCGACCGAUCUAUCUACUAUAAUGAUGCAGAACAAAAUACUGACGACACUGGUACCGUAACAUGACGGUAUAUGAAGCAACAGAUUAAGGCAGACGCCUGGUUUAGAGGGUCAAAAAAAUCGUUUUUUUUUUCUUUAAUCGAUGAUUUAAUUAUUAGAAAGUAUAUUCCUAAAGUUUUAGAAUACAAUUCGAAUUAUUUUGGAAGAUACAGAUUCGAGAACAGGUAAGCGUCGAGCACGUGUGUGUAAGUUUCCAAUAACAUAUUUUUCCGACUGAGAACUGUGAAGCGUGUUUUCUCUUCAGGCGCUUCAAUGGUUAGCUAAUAACUUCGCCAUUUUGCGAUAAUUUGAUGAUAAAAAUUUUUUUUCUUUCCCAAUUUACGUUAAAAUACACUAACAAUUUUAAGACGUUCCGUUGUUUCUCUACCUAUAAAAAAAUCGCCAAAAAUCACCUUUUUUUAGACUUCUAAACCAGACGACUGCCUUAAGUGACUUACCUGAGACUGGUAUUCUUAAUUUACAAAAUAAGUGGGUGCAGAGUGAAAAUGAACGCAUACGGUUAUUUCACUAUUUGCUCUACAAUAUGUAAGUAAACAAAGACUAUAUUUUAAGAUGCCUACGUAGAAUUGUAUUGAUAACGUGGAUGUUAUAAAUUUACAUUACUUGACUUAUGUAAAAUAAGUAAUUGUUACUGGUAAUAAAAAAAAACUUGUUUA
Molecule: messenger RNA, 2350 nt
Organism: Cephus cinctus (wheat stem sawfly)
Lineage: Eukaryota; Metazoa; Arthropoda; Insecta; Hymenoptera; Cephidae
Exons: 7
Coding region: 345-1700 (451 amino acids)
Biological process (GO): G protein-coupled receptor signaling pathway
Cellular component (GO): plasma membrane
Molecular function (GO): G protein-coupled receptor activity
Source: RefSeq, a predicted model, not a curated record